Molecule: messenger RNA, 3062 nt
Organism: Tyto alba (common barn owl)
Lineage: Eukaryota; Metazoa; Chordata; Aves; Strigiformes; Tytonidae
Gene: SKP2
Product: S-phase kinase associated protein 2
Exons: 10
Coding region: 103-1335 (410 amino acids)
Molecular function (GO): protein binding
Source: RefSeq, a predicted model, not a curated record
AGUGCUGUGCGCGUGGCGGGACAGCGCAGUCUUAAAAAGCGCGGGGAGCGGUGGUGCGUACCCGUGUGUGAAGCUCCCGCUGGUGCGCUCCGUUCCGCCGCCAUGCAGAGAAAACACCUCCAGGAGAUCCCAUCUUCCAGCAGAAACGUUUCUAUCAGCUUCACCUGGGACUGGGACCACAGUAAUACUUCAGAGUUUCUCUCCGGCCUGGGAGUGUCUGUCCUUAGGAAGGACAAGCUGGGCAAUCAAAACAUGCAACAGGACCUGUCCUGUCCUGCAAAACGGCAGAAAGUGGUGGACUUUUUCAUUAUGCGCCGGCCUAGGCUGUUCCGAAUACCAGAGCCAGGUGUUUUUUGGAAUACCCUUCCAGAUGAAUUGCUUUUGGCAAUCUUUGUAUGCUUGCCCCUGAAUGACUUGCUACAAGUUUCCAUGGUUUGCAGGAGAUGGUAUCGUCUUUCGUUUGAUGAAUCUCUCUGGCAGACUCUUGAUCUGGCUGAUAAAAAUCUGAUGCCAGGUGUGAUUGGACAGUUGCUGCCUCUAGGUGUUACUGCAUUCUGUGCUGCAAGGUCUUGUAUUGGGAAUCCAAUGUUUCAGAUGAGCAAACCUCUCAAAGUUCAACAUAUGGAUUUGUCAAACUGCAUAGUGUCCACUGCAGAUCUCCAGAAUAUUCUUUGUCUGUGUCAAAGGCUGAAGAACCUCAGUUUGGAGGGACUAGUGCUUUCUGACAACAUCAUCAAGAGCAUUGCUAAGAAUCCCAGUUUGGUGAGACUAAAUGUUUGUGGAUGUUCAAGGUUUUCUGCAGAAGCCUUGGAGCUGAUGUUGAGCAGCUGUUCUAAGUUGGAGGAGCUGAACUUGUCCUGGUGUGACUUCACAGCCGCUCAUAUCAAAGCAGUGGUCAAUCAUGUUAGUGCACAAAUAACCCACUUAAAUCUAAGUGGAUACAGACACAAUCUACAAAUACCAGAUGUUAAAACACUGGUGGAAAGAUGUCCUUUACUAAUCCAUUUAGAUCUAAGUGACAGUGUGAUGUUGAGUACUGACUGCUUCCAGUAUUUUCGUCAACUCAGCUUUCUAGAACAUUUGUGUCUUAGCCGAUGUUAUCAGAUAUCACCUGCUGACAUAGCAGAACUUGGUGAAAUAACAACAUUAAAGACUCUUCAGGUGUUUGGAAUAGUGACUGACAGCUCCCUACACCUCCUCAGAGAAAUGUUUCCUAAUGUAAAGAUCAAUUGUUCAUACUUCACAAGUAUCGCAAGGCCAACUGUUGGCAAUAGAAACGGUGAUAUUUGGGGCAUCAAAUGCAGAUUGAUGCUGAGAAGUCCUAGUGUCUUAUGAUCAUGUAUGAUGCACUGGAUGUGACGGACACACUGUGUGAAGAUCCUUAAGCAGCACAGUGCUGGAGCACCUUUAAUCAUAUUACUGUUGUUGUAAAAAGCAUUCUAACUUCCUUAUAUGCCUUAAUCUAGUUUCAUAAAUAUUUUUACAGGUUUGCUUUACUUAAAGCCUUUAGAAAUCAGAUCUGUGAGCAAUUGUGGACUCUUUAAAUCCUUUUUUUACAGAUAAGCUUUUAAAAAACAUUUAUAAAACAACCAUUGCAAUUAAACAAUGUCAGUCUGUAACAACUGCUGCAUUUUCUGAUGCAGCUUUUGUUGCUCUGUGUUCAAAAGGUGCUUUUGAUUAACUUCCAGCUCUACAACUGCUUACAGAGAUGGUACAUCUUGAUAAGGAUUAUUAAGGAAUUGUUUUGAGUUUGCAGAAGUCAAAAUAAAUAAUGGUCAAUUAAGGAUUGGAAUAGGUUUAAUACCAAGAUGUACAGUCAGAUGAGAAAGCUGUUUGAGAGGGACAGUCUGAAUUCACCAAACCUGAAAACAUUAAACAGGGAAAGGGAUGUCUACACAAAAGCAUCUAAAUAAACAGCUUAAUACUCUACAAGUUAAGAAACAGUAUGAAGGAGCUACAGUGAAGUUUUUCUUUAGCAGGCCACAAAGGUAAUAUCUGUGAUUAGUAUUCUUCAUAGUUGGCAAAAUCUUGUCUGAGAAGCCUAUUCAGAAUAAGCAUCUGUAACAGUAGAUGCUGGUUAUCAACUGUUUCAUUUUGUGGUGCUAGGUUUUCUGAUUAUAUCUUACAUGAAUGUUAAUGUAGCUUCUAUGAGCUCGAUCUCAUAAAACUUUUGAAAUGUUUUACUUCCAUUAAAGUUCUUUCAACUGCAACUGAUAAAUAGGCAGAAAUCUUUUAUGAGACAUGAAUUUAUCUUUUAUAAUAGCUUCUUUGUAGUAUCAUCUAACUUCUUUGAUCUGUAAUACAAACCACUACUGUCUAAUACUGUGGUUUUUAGUCAUUUGAAAAGCUGAGUAACUGUCAAAAAAAGACCCAAAACCAAACUAAGGAUAGGGACAGGUAAUGACUAAAUACAGAUCAGAGUUUUAUUUAAUCAUCAGGGUCCUCGUGCAUAAGCCUGGAAUGUUGCAGAUAUAAAUGUUAGUUGAGAAGUUCUCAGGCAGAACUUCCACCCUGGGUAGGGCAUGAGUAUGCUGCUGCUGUUCCCACAAAUGCAGCAAGCAAGCAGGUGAUGAAUUUAUUCAUGGAUAUUUAACUGUUGCACAGGUGUAGUGCUUCCCAUCUCAAACUGAAGAGUUCAGAAAUAAAUACAUGGUAGUACAGAAUAGAUUACUGUGGAAAGAUUGUACAAGUGCUGGGAUUUGAUAUUUAAAUUGCCUUGCAAUUGUAUAGCAAAUAUAUUACCUUGUUAAUAUGUUCAAAACUGGUGUGUUUUUCGCUAAAUUUAAGAGUGUAAAUCUGAGUCACUAAUAGGCUUGUGCCCCUUACAAAGGAGUUAAGGGGAAACAUACUUUGUGAAAGCUGGAGUGGAAAAGUGAUGGGAGGUUUGGGGAUACUGGACAUUCUGAUCUUUCAGUUUGCAGCCUUGGGUUUAUGCCUUAAAUUCAAGGAAAAAAAAAAAAGUCUUUGCAGCAUAGCAUUAUUGUAAGUUCUUUUCUCUAUACUCAGUGUAACCCUAUAUGACUUUCCUUGCAUUUAAUAAAGACUUGAAUUGCUGUAUUGUA